Panicum virgatum (switchgrass) is the source of this 722-nucleotide messenger RNA. RefSeq names its product phylloplanin-like. The record is from RefSeq and is a predicted model, not a curated record. Lineage: Eukaryota; Viridiplantae; Streptophyta; Magnoliopsida; Poales; Poaceae. The transcript is spliced from 2 exons. Bases 40 to 534 code for a protein of 164 amino acids.
CUGGCAGCGGAGUAGCGGACAACGGAGCUAGCUAGCGAAAUGGCGCCCAGGAGCCUUGCCCUCCUCGCCGCCCUCCUCGUCGUAGCCGCCGCCGCCGGCCAGGUGCGCGGUGGCAUGCCGGCGCCGGUGGGCGUGAGUCCCCUGGUUGGCUACGAAAUCAUCUACGGCAGAGUGCCGUGCCGCAACGGGAGCUUCAUCGACGGAAAUGCGGGCCCGCCGUUUCCCAACGCCACCGUGGAGCUGGUGUGCCGCGACGACCCCGCCGUCAGGGUGCUCAACAUGACGACGGACGCCGCCGGCCGCUUCGGCGUCUACACGGUCAAGAUCCCCAACAUCAACGUCGUGCUCCACGACGCGCUGCACCACUGGUGCAGGGUGGUGGUGAUCACCCCGCUGGCCGCCUGCGACGAGUCCCUGGCCGGCGUCGCCGGGAGGCUGACCGCGCCGCUGAAGCAGGCGUCGCCACGAGUGCCCAUCGGCCUCGGGCUCGGCUACACGCUCGUCUUCAUCGUCGGGCACUUCUCCGUAGUCUAGAUGAUGAUGGUACGGUCCUCGAUCGGCUGGAUCGGAGGUGCAUGCAGGCCGCGAACGCGACGGCAAUUAAGUAGCUACGAAUAAAUAAAUCAGCAUGAUGCAGCAAUAAUUCGAAGUAGUACAACCUUUGAAUUAUCACAUCUCAUCACAUGUACAAAGUACUUAAUAACAACCUAUCCGGCCGUACA